This is a messenger RNA of Clupea harengus (Atlantic herring), 5692 nucleotides long. RefSeq names its product tripartite motif containing 3b (gene trim3b). Gene Ontology annotation, biological process: protein polyubiquitination; proteasome-mediated ubiquitin-dependent protein catabolic process. NCBI's taxonomy places the organism in Eukaryota, Metazoa, Chordata, Actinopteri, Clupeiformes, Clupeidae. The record is from RefSeq and is a predicted model, not a curated record. Gene Ontology annotation, molecular function: ubiquitin protein ligase activity; protein binding; zinc ion binding.
UCAAUUGUAUAUUCAGAGGCCUUUUUCUCUUGUGUUUAUUGAGUACGGUCCCUCCGAAGAUUGAUUGAAUUGUCAAGAUUGAAGUUCUGUACAAUAUUAUUGUGUGGUACUUAAAACAGUUCAAAUUAUUAAAUAAGUGAAGUGGUUGUUUUCCCAAUUGAUCAGUGCUGUGCACCAUUGCCCCGAGAUGUUACUUGUAUUUUAUAAUACGGCUUUGUUGUGCUCUUGGUUAUGAUUGGCUAUGUGGUGUUAAUUGUUCUUCUAUAACACACAUUUCUUUUUAUUAUUAUUUGAAGCCUCAUUGUAAUGUGCCACUGAUUGUGUCAGUAUGGCUCCUAGAAAGACAUGUGACCCAAGGCCAGGCUACGGGAAGUUGAGUGUGUCACCCCAGCAUAAAAUAUAGUGGGUUGUGAUGUCUUCCGUCUACAUCUUUGUUAGUGGGUGAGUACCACCAAGACCAGAGUAGGUGCGAACCUCGUGCUGGCAAUGUGAAGGAUCUAGCAGUAGUUGUAAUGCUCAAUGGUAUUAAAGUUUUUAGUCUUUGAUUACAUGUACAAUGGAUGUUAGAUUUUUAAUUAAUGGCCUUUGGUUUGUGCCAGGUUUUUGAAAAUGUAGGCCAACUCUAUUUUUGUGCUGCUUUGUGUUUGAUAUGUUGCAAUCUCAUGAGUACUCUCUCUCUCUCUCUCUCUCUCAGUCUCAUGAGUAAUCUCUCUCUCUCUCUCUCAUUCAGUCUCAUGAGUAAUCUCUCUCUCUCUCUCUCUCUCUCCUUCUCUCUCUCGCUCUCACGAGUCCCCCCACCCUAUUUGUUACCAUGAAUUGUUGGCCUCUGAGGCAAUCCAUGCUUUCAGCUGGUUACAAAAGCAGCCAAUCAGAGUGCGACUGGUCAGCCACAGAGGGGAGGGGCUUAGGUCUGUGUUAAAUCUCUUUGGCUUCGUUGAGUUCGGCUGCAGAGAGGAACGUAGAGACUGGGCGUGGCUUAGUGUCAGCCUCCCUCCCUCCCUCCCUCAGUGUUCCUCCGCGAGAGCAUGUUUCCACUGUAUAUGUGUUUGUGUUCUGAGACUUAGCAGCAGAGGGAGAAGGAGAGAGAGAGAGAGAGAGAGACAGACAGAGUGACAGAGAGAGAGAGGGAGUGAGCGAGAGAGAUAAGGAAAGGCUGAGAAGAAGGGAAGGGGGCAUUUGGAGUGUUGAGCUCUGGGUUGGUGGGGAGUGAGAGGGGGAUCUGCUCCGUGCUGCUGCAGACACUGGGGCCUGUGCUGUGCUGUGCUGAGAGAUCUCUGCAUGGAAAAACAACAAUGGAGCCUGCCUGAGAGCUCCCUCCUCAGCCACACUCUCUUUCACACACACGCCCUCCGUAUGAGCUAAGCGGAGGCCAGGGCUCUGGCUCCCUUCAUGAAUGUCAGCGGUCAUGGCUAAACGCGAGAGCAACAGCAGCAGCAGUCCAGUGGUCCGGCAGAUAGACAAGCAGUUCCUGGUUUGCAGUAUCUGCCUGGACCACUACCACAAUCCCAAAGUUCUGCCCUGCCUGCACACGUUCUGCGAGAGGUGUUUACAGAACUACAUUCCUCCUCAGUCGCUGACCCUGUCAUGUCCCGUGUGUCGCCAGACCUCCAUCCUGCCUGAGAAGGGUGUGGCCGCCCUGCAGAACAACUUCUUCAUCACCAACCUGAUGGAGGUGCUCCAGCGGAACCCGGAGAGCUCGCCUCCGGAGGCCUGCAGCGUGCUGGAGUCGGUCAGCGCCGCCGUUGCCGGGAAACCCCUCUCCUGCCCCAAUCACGAGGGCAAGGUGAUGGAGUUUUACUGUCAGUCUUGUGAGACAGCCAUGUGUUUGGACUGCACUGAGGGAGAGCACAGGGAUCAUGUGACUGUUCCCUUAAGAGACGUCUUGGAGCAGCACAAAGCAGCUCUGAAAAACCAGCUGGACACCAUUGGAAACCGGCUUCCUCAGCUCACGGCAGCCAUUGAGCUUGUGAGCGAGAUCUCCAAGCAGCUGACAGAGAGGAAGAAUGAGGCAGUGAACGAGAUCAACGCCACGUUCGAGGAGCUGGAGCGAGCACUACAGCAACGCAAGAGCGCCCUCAUCACAGAUCUGGAGAACAUCUGCAAUGCCAAGCAGAAGGUGUUGCAGGCUCAGCUUUUGUCGCUGCUCCAGGGCAAGGAGCACAUCCAGAGCAGCUGCAGCUUCACCGAGCAGGCGCUGUCCCACGGCAGCUCCACUGAGGUGCUGAUGGUGCAGAAGCAGAUGAGUGAGCGCGUGUCGGCGCUGGCCUGUCACGACUUCCCCGAGCGGCCGCACCAGAACGCCCACCUGGAGUGCCAGGUGGAGACGGAGGGCCUGCGGCGCUCCAUCCAGAACCUGGGCGUGCUGCUCACCACCGCCGCCGUGGGCCACACCAGCGUGGCCACGGGCGAGGGCCUGCGCCACGCCGUGGUGGGCCAGCACGCCACCGUCACCGUCACCACCAAGGACAAGGACGCCGAGCUGGUGCGCACGGGCAACGCCAUGCUGCGGGCGGAGAUCACCGCCGUGGCGGACGGUGCGCGGGCGGCUGAACCGGAAGUGACGGACAACAAGAACGGCACGUACGAGGUGGGCUACACGCUGCGCGGCGACGGCGAGUUCGCCUUCGCGCUCUCGCUCUACGAGCAGCCGGUGCGCGGGAGCCCGUUCAGACUGCGUGCCGUCAAGCCGUCAGAUGUGCCGCAGUCGCCCGACGACGUGAAGAGGAGGGUGAAGUCGCCCAGCGGGGGAGGGGGGACACACAUCAGGCAGAAGGCCAUUAGGAGGCCCUCCAGCAUGUACAGCACCACCAAGAAGAAGGAGAACCCCAUCGAGGAUGAGCUGAUCUACAGAGUGGGCACACGAGGUCGAGAGAAGGGAGAGUUCACUAAUCUGCAGGGCAUUUCAGCCUCCAGCAAUGGAAGAGUUGUGGUUGCCGACAGCAACAACCAGUGCAUUCAGUUGUUUACAAAUGAUGGACAGUUCAAGAUGAGGUUUGGGGUGAGAGGUCGUUCCCCAGGACAACUGCAGCGGCCCACAGGCGUCACUGUUGACAUGAAUGGUGACAUCAUAGUUGCGGACUAUGACAAUAGAUGGAUCAGCAUCUUCUCACCCGAUGGAAAGUUUAAGAAUAAGAUUGGCUCUGGUCGACUGAUGGGGCCCAAAGGAGUGGCUGUGGAUCGUAAUGGUCAUAUCAUCGCCGUGGACAACAAAGCCUGCUGCGUGUUUAUCUUCCAGUCCAAUGGGAAGCUCGUCACCAAAUUUGGAGCAAGAGGAACCGCUGACAGACAGUUUGCAGAAAAGAGUAGUGCACACUUUGCACUGGAGCAAAAGCUUAGUAAAUCUGUCCCCGCCUUCAGCCCCCACUUUGUUGCUGUGAAUAACAAGAGUGAAAUCCUGGUGACAGAUUUCCAUAAUCACUCCGUGAAGGUAUACAAUGCUGAUGGGGAGUUUCUCUUUAAGUUUGGUUCCCAUGGUGAGGGGAAUGGCCAGUUCAAUGCUCCCACAGGUGUAGCAGUGGACGCUAAUGGAAACAUCAUUGUUGCAGACUGGGGUAACAGCAGGAUACAGGUAUUUGACUGCUCAGGGUCGUUCCUCUCAUACAUCAAUACCAGCGCCGACCCCUUGUACGGUCCCCAGGGCCUGGCCUUGACAUCAGACGGCCACGUGGUGGUGGCCGACUCCGGGAACCACUGUUUCAAAGUCUACCGGUACCUGCAGUAGAAGCCAGGGGCCCCAGCAGUAGGGCCCCUCCUCUGCGGACAGCACAGCAGGCAGGCAGGCCACCUCGCUGGGUGCUGGAGUCUCCUCUGCUCUGUUUCAACGUUUUGCACACUCAAUGAAGCCCUCCUAGCAAACCUGUGUCUGGUGAAGACUAGAGGGGGACAAAGCUACAAAUUUUAACAAGUUACAGCAUGUGCACUUUUUUUACUUUCUACUGAUGAAGACAACAACAGAAAAUAUAUAUUUGUUGUGGUGGGUUGUAAUAUCAUAAUUAUGUCCAAAUACAAAAAAAUCAACCCUACCAAUAAAAAGCACAGAUGUUGUUUGGAAAAAGCUAACAUGUUAUACUGAAUGAAAAUGUCAUUGCUGGUGGUUUUAUAACAGCCCAAAUGUGACUGACUGCACAGACUACACCCAGUGUGUAGACUUGUUUGUGCAUCAUGAAUACCAAACUGUGUUUUCUUUAUCAAUGUUUUAUCCUGCUCCUUGGGGGAAAUAAUAAAUUGUAUCAUAUCCUAUUGCUACAACAGUACUUGUGUUAUAGCUGUGUAUAUGUAGCCACAUGCAUAUAGAUCUAUCUGUACAUAUGCAGAUGUGUGUAUAUGUAUAUAAACAUAUAAAUGUAACCUACACAGUCACAGAGCUACUGGAAGGACCUCUCCACUGAUCUAUAAUAAAACACAUUCUUUCACUGUCUUUUACUGUAGAUCGGUGGUCCUCUCUUUAGUUUUAAUACAUGCAUAUCCUCCCCCACAGGAACUGACCUGAAAUCUGAUCGUGUCAGUUGCGUCAGUGUUUAGGGCAGCUGUCUGUAGAUACGUGUUGGUUUUGAUUCUGGACCGACCAUGUCCUGUGUGAAGCGCUGUAUGCUGACACAUUCGAUAGCACGGGAUGAUGCACAUUCAGGCUCUGUGCUGUUUUUAAAACAUACAUUAAAAAGGAGCCAAAAAAGACAAAAACAUAUUAUUUUCUUCUUUUCUUCCUUUUCUACAUGUUAAUCUUCUACAAAUUAUUUUUCUAAUUCCUUCUAUUUUAAUUUGUUUCCUCUCUGCCAAACAUCAUAUCCACAUGUUGAUGUCAUGUGUCAGUAGAUUACACGCCUGCCUAUAAGGACUGUUUGUUUUCAUGUGUCAAGAAAACAUUGCCAAAAUAUGUUCAUUGUUACUGAAAAUAUACAAAGAUAAUUAUCUCUAAGUAAAUGUAUAUGUUUAUGUCUCCCUGUAUAUAAUUUCAGCAUAUAUAAAUAUAUAUAUACAUAUAUGACAUAUGUUGGUUCAGUAAUUAGCAGUGUGGCAGAAAAAAACACCAGCGAUGUGCCAGUAUUGUUUUAUUGUUAUUUAUUUUAAACAUGUCCCACAAGUGUCGUUUUCAGAUCCUCCUUGUUUUGAUAAGAUACAAUGCACACCUACCACUGGUUUUGGCCAGGAAUUUGUUUGGAAAUUGACAUUUACUCUCAUCAGUUAUUAAAACAAACAAAUAAGUAAAUAAACAAAUACACGCAUCAUAUGACAUGUACACUUUGUGUUCUUGUACAAACAGCUGCUGGAGGACUAAUGGUGAUACAAAGGCUAACUAUAUUCACAUGUAUCCAUGCAGGCGUUCCUUUCUUCUUUGCAUGUUAAUCAUGAUUUACCCAGCUGUUUGACUGCAAGUGGUUAAACGUUUGUAAAACUAGCUACCAUUCUAGACCAGGUGGUGCCGUAUGGCAUCACCAACUGCUGGGUGCAGUGUUUAUCAGAAGCUCUUUGUGCUCCAAUAACCUCUUUUACCUGGAGUGUUUUUUUUUUUUUUCAUUUUUGACCGAAGCAUGAUAGUAGUGAUUGGUACGGGAAAACCACAAGUAAUAAUUAACAUGAAAUAAUAUCUGUAACACACAGAAUCUCACUUGUGUGUUCAGUUUCCUACGGCAGAUUAGCAUUGUGUGUAAUAGAGAUUGUACAUAUUAAACACCUGACAAACCCUUGCUGGUUA